This is a messenger RNA of Diabrotica virgifera virgifera (western corn rootworm), 21745 nucleotides long. RefSeq names its product inositol 1,4,5-trisphosphate receptor (gene Itpr). Gene Ontology annotation, biological process: calcium ion transmembrane transport. The coding region runs from base 278 to 8545 and encodes 2755 amino acids. Gene Ontology annotation, molecular function: inositol 1,4,5-trisphosphate-gated calcium channel activity; inositol 1,4,5 trisphosphate binding. Lineage: Eukaryota; Metazoa; Arthropoda; Insecta; Coleoptera; Chrysomelidae. Gene Ontology annotation, cellular component: endoplasmic reticulum; membrane. The record is from RefSeq and is a predicted model, not a curated record. The transcript has 30 exons.
GCACCUGCGCAACAAGAAUCUCAGACUUGGAUUCAAAUCAAAAGAAAUUCUGUCAAUAAAUUCAAAUGCUCAUGUAUUUAGUCUAGAACAUGUCUAGAAAAACCGUUAUUAGAGGAGUGGAGCACUACAAAAAUAAUAAUCUGUAGUAGCACAUUAUUAACAUUUAAAAUAAAUAUUCGUGUCAUUCAAGUGUUAGUCCGACAUCUACCAGACCACUUUAUGGGAGUUAAAUAAUAUGAAGAUUCUAUGAUAUUCCAACUCCAAUAUAACUUAAACCAUGGAACUGGGAAAUUCAAGUAUUCUUCAUAUGGGGGACAUAGUCUCCCUAUAUGCAGAAGGCAAUGUUUGUGGAUUUUUAAGUACCUUGGGGUUGGUAGAUGAUAGAUGCGUAGUAUGUCCAGAAUCGGGCAACUUAACGAAUCCACCAAAGAAGUUCAGGGACUGUUUAUUCAAAAUAUGUCCCAUGAACAGGUAUUCAGCCCAGAAGCAAUUCUGGAAAGCGGCCAAACAGAGCAUGAGCUCUAACACCGACACUAGUCUCUUAAAAAGAUUGCAUCAUGCCGCAGAAAUCGAGAAAAAACAAAAUGAAUCAGAAAAUAAGAAAUUAUUAGGCACAAAAGUUCAGUACGGAAAUGUAGUCCAGUUAUUGCAUUUAAAGUCAAACAAGUACUUAACAGUAAAUAAGCGCCUUCCGGCCUUAUUAGAGAAGAACGCAAUGCGGGUGUACUUAGAUAGUAACGGUAACGAAGGUUCAUGGUUUUACAUCUUGCCUUUCUACAAACUUAGAGCUACGGGUGAUAAUAUAGUCCUUGGUGACAAAGUGAUUUUAAAUCCGCUAAGUCCCGGCCAACAACUCCAUGUUUCUAAUCACAAAUUGCCGGACAAUCCUAGUUGUAAGGAAGUUAACAUUGUUAACGGAAACACGUCGUGGAAAGUUACGCUGUUCUUGGAACAUAAGGAAAAUCUAGAGGACAUUCUAAAAGGAGGAGACGUUGUUCGGUUGUUUCAUGCUGAACAGGAGAAAUUUUUAACUAUGGAUGAAUAUAAGAAGCAGCACCAUGUGUUUCUGAGAACUACGGGUCGCACUAGUGCUACGGCAGCAACAAGUAGUAAAGCUCUAUGGGAGGUAGAGGUUGUUAAACAUGAUCCUUGUAGAGGUGGAGCAGGUAACUGGGACUCCUUAUUCCGCUUUAAACAUCUAGCGACAGGGCAAUAUUUAGCAGUAGAUGUAGACAAUGAGCAUGUAGAGCUGGAAGAAGACAAAAACAAACUUAACGAAGCUGAUCGAAAUACCGAAAAUCGCCGAUACCACCUAGUACCACUAGGCUGCCUUUACGACAUAGCAACCUUGUUUGAAUUAGAUCCUACAAGUUUAACAAGGGCCGAUUCCUUAGUACCGCAAUCGAGCUACGUGCGGUUACACCACAUGAUUACCAACAGCUGGGUUCAUUCUACGUCGGAGUCCAUAGACAAAGACGAAGAAAAGCCAGUUAUGUCCAAAGUUGGCUGCGCAGUUACUAAAGAAGACAAGGAAGCAUUUGCGGUAAUUGCUGUAUCGCCGGUUGAAGUCCGAGAUUUAGAUUUUGCUAACGAUGCUUGCAAAUUGCUGUCUUCUUUGUCAGUCAAACUGGAGCAAGGUACAAUCUCACACAACGAAAGACGAUCUUUGACAACUCUUCUCCAUGACAUUGUUUAUUUCAUCGCAGAACUGGAAAACGAGCAAAAUAAAACAGAAGCAUUAGAGUUAGUGGUUACAAAUCCUAAUCGUGACCGACAGAAAUUGUUAAGAGAACAAUCCAUACUUAAACAACUCUUCAGAAUAUUACAGGGUCCUUUUUUGGAUAGUGGUGGAGAAGGACCGUUUUUAAAAAUAGAAGAGCUAAACGAUCCAAGACAUGCACCAUAUAAACAUAUAUUUAGGCUGUGUUAUAGAAUUUUAAGGCUAAGUCAGCAAGAUUAUAGAAAAAAUCAAGAAUACAUAGCCAAACAUUUUGGCUUCAUGCAGAAACAGAUCGGGUAUGACAUCUUGGCGGAGGAUACAAUCACAGCAUUGCUGCAUAAUAACAGGAAGCUCUUGGAGAAGCAUAUAACUCCAGCAGAAAUCGAAACUUUUGUAGGAUUGGUUAGAAAAAAUAUGAACAACUGGGAAUCUCGUUUUUUGGACUACUUAUCUGAUCUUUGUAUAUCUAACAAAAAGGCGAUACCGGUAACCCAGGAAUUGAUAUGUAAAAGUGUCUUAAGUCAGAAAAACGCCGAUAUUCUCAUUGAUACUGAAAUGGUUAGCACCCAAGUAGAAGUACAAGAAGUUAAUGAAGAUGGCUCGAUAGAACGAGAAGAUGAAUCUUUGAUAACUGACGUAGAAGAGAUUCAGCUACUGUACGGCACUCCUCAAAAAUCUGUAUUUUUAAGUGAUCUUUGUCGGAAUGCAAAGUUAGGAAUGAAAGAAGAUCAAGCCAUUUUGGACUAUUACCGACACCAGCUCGAUUUAUUCUCGAAUAUGUGCCUCAACAGACAAUACUUAGCAUUGAAUAAUUUAUCUCCUCGGUUGUCCAUUGAGCUUAUACUCAAAUGCAUGUCAGAUGAAUCUGUUAGUUUCGACCUAAGGGCGUCUUUUUGUCGACUGAUGCAGAACUUACACGUUGAUAGAGACCCUCAAGAGUUAGUAACUCCGGUAAAAUAUGCUAGACUUUGGUCGGAAAUACCAAAUCAGAUGUCUAUUUCAGAUUAUGAUUCAAAUAAAACUCCAAAUGCAAAUAAGGAAGCUGUGAGAGAAAACUUUUCAUCAACUAUAGCAUUUGUUGGAGAAUAUCUCUGUAAUGUAGUGGCUAAAAUGUGGUCGUUUGCGGAUCAAGAACAGAACAAACUGACUUCUGAGGUGGUGAAAUUAGCUAGAGAACUAAUAUAUUUUGGUUUUUAUAGUUUCUCUGAUUUGCUUAAAUUAACAAAAACUUUACUCAACAUUUUAGAUUGUGUUUCUGAGAGUGAUUUCUUGGAUGGACGUGUACCAUCAGUAGACAUAGAUUCAGGAGAACCAGUUCCAGAAAAAAGAGCAGAAGGAGGUGUAUUAAGAACAAUAGGUGACAUGGGAGCUGUUAUGACAUCACUUACUUUAGGCUCAGGAGGUAGGGGUGGAUUAUCCCCUAACUCUGUGCCCCAUGGAAAAGCAAUACAGUAUAUGAAAGAAUAUCCAUUGGUGAUGGAUACUAAGCUAAAAAUUAUUGAAAUAUUACAGUUUAUUUUGGACGUUAGACUGGACUACCGUAUAAGUUGUUUAUUGAGUAUAUUUAAACAAGAGUUCGAUGAAAACGAGAAAAAUUCAAGUGUUGGUGGAGAUGUUAACCUGGGACAAAAAAAUAUCGACUUAGAACGAAUAGCCAGUCAAGCAGAAGGUAUAUUUGGCAGUAGUGAGGAGUGCGCUGUGUUAGAUCUGGACGGGCAUGGUGGGCGGACGUUUUUAAGGGUUUUGUUGCAUUUGACAAUGCACGAUUAUCCGCCGUUAGUUUCUGGAGCUCUGCAGUUGAUGUUUCGACAUUUUAGCCAACGCCAGGAAGUACUACAAGCCUUCAGGCAAGUUCAGCUGCUAGUUUCAGACAGUGACGUUGAGUCUUACAAACAGAUUAAAGCAGAUUUAGACGUUUUAAGACAAUCGGUAGAAAAGUCGGAGCUUUGGGUCUACAAAUCAAAGUCAUUAGAUGAUCACACUCCUACCAAGAAAGGCAAAGACGAUGAAGAAGAACAUACAACAACUACUAAAGCACCACCUAUGGGUGUGCUAGAAAAGAAAGGAUCUGCUAUUAAUCUCGAUGUCGGCCCGCCUUUACACCAAGACCAAGCUGAUGAGUACAAGAAAAUCCAACAGAUCCUCAUACGAAUGAACAAACUAUGCACACAAGGGGUGGUUGGUGGGAUUAUUAAGCCCCAGAAGCACGAACAAAGGCUUUUACGAAAUGUCGGAGUUCACACAGUCGUUUUAGAUCUUUUACAGGUUCCAUAUGACGAAAAAGAAGACAUUAGAAUGAAUGAACUGAUGAGACUUGCUCAUGAGUUCUUGCAAAACUUUUGUCUAGGAAAUAAACAGAACCAAGUUUUGCUUUAUAAGCAGUUGGAUCUGUUUCUUAAUCCUGGGAUUCGAGAAGCCCAGACUGUUUGUUCAAUAUUCCAGGACAAUUCAAAAUUGUGCAAUGAGGAAAAUGAAAAAGUUAUACAGCAUUUUGUCCAUUGUAUAGCUACCCAUGGAAGACAUGUACAGUACUUGAAGUUCCUACAGACUAUAGUUAAAGCAGAAAAUAAGUUUAUUAGAAAAUGUCAAGAUAUGGUCAUGCAAGCAUUAAUUAAUGCUGGAGAAGAUGUUUUGGUGUUUUAUAACGACAGAGCAUCGUUUAACCACUUCAUAGAGAUGAUGCGUUCUGAACGUCAUUGUAUGGAUGAAGGUAGUCCACUAAAAUAUCAUGUAGAGUUGGUAAAACUGCUGGCUUGUUGCACCAUGGGAAAAAAUGUGUACACUGAAAUAAAGUGUCACAGUUUACUACCUCUAGAUGAUAUAGUGACAAUGGUAAUCCAUUCUGAUUGUAUACCUGAAGUUAAAGAGGCCUAUGUAGGCUUUUUGAAUCAUUGUUACAUAGAUACUGAGGUUGAAAUGAAGGAGAUAUAUAAUUCGAGCCAUAUGUGGACACUGUUUGAAAAAUCUUUCCUGGUGGAUAUGGCAGAUAUAGCGACAGCACCAAACGACAGAAAACAUUCUGAUAAAGCUCUUGAAAAUUAUGUGACGAACUGUGUCAUGAAUAUAAUUUCUACUUUCUUUAAUAGCCCUUUUUCUGAUCAAAGUACAACAGUACAGAAACAUCUGCAUGAAGCGAGGGUAUUUUGGAGCGACUCUACAAUGGAUGAUUACGAUCCUUUCGCGGGUAACGUUCAACUCAAACAAUCUCCAUUUUCUACUAACACAAGGCAACCCAUUUUUGUACAGCUAUUGCAAUCAGCAUUCAGAGUAUCUCAGUGUCCUUGGCUAGCCGCAUCACAACGCUUUAAUGUUGAAAAUUGUAUACGUACUCUCUCUGAAGUUGCUAAAAAUAGAGGUAUUGCUAUACCCCUCGAUCUAGAAAGCCAAGUAUCUGCUAUGUUUAAUAGAGCUACAAUUUUAACAAGGCAAACCAGUAAAUGGUUGCAGGCUGCUAAAACUCCAAAGAUGGAAAGAUCUCAGUCACAGAUUAUUCGGCUUGAUAGGAGUAUCAUAGAAGGUUUACAGGAUAUAGUAUCAGUAUUAGAAGACCAAUUAAAGCCACUGGUCCAGUCAGAGCUUUCCUUGUUGGUUGACGUCUUGUACAGACCGGAAUUAUUGUUCCCACCAGGCACUGAACCGCGAAAAAAAUGUGAAAGUGGAGGAUUCAUAAGAAGGUUAAUCAAACAUACAGAAAAGCUAAUGGAAGAAAAGGAGGAAAAGCUUUGUGUGAAAGUACUGCGGACGUUAAGAGAGAUGAUGGCUAUUGACUGCGAAUAUGGUGAAAAGAACGAAAAACAGGUUGAAAACGACAUGGGUGAUGUUUUGAGGAACAUACUGUUAGCCAGAUACUUUGAAAAGGCAUACAUUCUUAAUAACAAUUCGGUUGAACUAGGAACCACUCUUCCAUUACCAGCCACUCAUGGUCCAGGAGCAAAAAUCUUGAGUAGGGCGGGAAGAACACUGCAUGAAGUCCAGACGCACCUGGAUAGGGAGGGAGCUUCUGAUUUAGUGGUUGAGCUGGUCAUCAAAAGUGGAAAUUCGCCCUCGAUAUUCAGCGAAGCUGUUGAAUUGGGUAUAGCUCUUCUUGAAGGAGGAAACCCCAUCAUUCAGAAGAGUAUGUUCAAUAAACUAGUUGGUGGUGACAUGAGUCAAUCAUUCUUUCGGGUAUUUCACGACAAAAUGAAAGAUUCACAACAAGAAAUAAAAUCAACGGUGACGGUGAACACAUCUGAACUGGCAGCGAAAGCUCAAGAAAGCAAACAGGAUGGUAAAGAGGGAGAUAAAGUUGCUAGGAAAUCUGAUAGUAAAUCAAACGGAAUCAUGAUUUCGCCUGAACUAAGAGAUGAACUAGGUGAAAAUGUAGAAACAAAUGCUCAAGUUCUAGCCAAUAUACGUUUGGUUUCCGGAGAAGAUGGAACACUAAACUCAACUGCGUCUUCCCUAGAAGAUUUGUUAGCUGAAAAAUCCGAAAAGCAAAGAGACCGGGAAGACCAAAACGGUCUGUCUAAUAAAGUGUUGAUUAUGCAGCCGAUAUUAAGGUUUUUGCAGUUGUUGUGUGAAAACCACAAUGCGUCAUUACAGAAUUUAUUACGAAACCAAAACAAUAAAAGUAAUUUUAACUUAGUGUCUGAAACCUUAAUGUUCUUGGAUUGUAUUUGCGGAUCUACGACGGGAGGUUUGGGCCUGCUUGGUCUGUAUAUAAAUGAAAACAACGUUGCACUGAUUAACCAAACUUUAGAAACUUUAACUGAAUAUUGCCAAGGACCUUGCCACGAGAACCAAAACUGCAUAGCUACUCAUGAAUCGAACGGAUUGGAUAUUAUAAUAGCAUUAAUUUUGAAUGAUAUUAAUCCUCUUGGAAAAACUAGAAUGGAUUUGGUUUUGGAACUCAAAAAUAAUGCGUCCAAGUUAUUGUUAGCUAUAAUGGAAAGUAGAGGUGACAGUGAAAACGCCGAGAGGAUUUUAUCAAACAUGAUCCCUAAGCAAUUGGUCGAUGUUGCGUGUAACGCUUUCCACCAAGGAGAUGUGAAGGAAACCGUUGACGAUUCUGAUGAUAUGGUAUCUCCAAGAGACGUAGGUCACAAUAUUUGGAUAUUAUGCCACCAAUUAGCUCAACACAACAAAGACUUGGCGUCUUUAUUAAAACCAGCGGAAAACGGAGAAUCCAAAACGCAAAAGGCUGUAUCGUACUAUGCUCCUCAUACUGCACAAAUUGAAAUCGUCCGACAAGAUCGUACUCUGGAACAAAUAGUCUUCCCCAUACCAGAAAUCUGCGAAUAUUUGACUGAAGACACUAAAAUUAAAGUCCUUAACACUGCCGAGAGAGACGACCAAGGAUCCAAAGUCGCUGACUUCUUUGACAGAACUGAACCCAUGUUCAAUGAGAUGAAGUGGCAAAAGAAACUCAGAGCACAACCUGUAUUGUUUUGGGUCAGUAACUAUAUGUCUCUAUGGAGUAACAUCCUGUUCAACUGUGCCGUACUUAUUAACCUCAUCGUGGCUUGUUUUUAUCCAUUUGAUAACAUUGUUCCAACCAUUAGCUCCACAAUAUCCGUACUUAUUUGGUUUGCCAUGCUAUCCUCAUCUGCAAUAGUAGUGACACUCCCUAGAGAGACGGGAAUCAGGACGUUAGUAGCAUCAACAAUUUUACGACUGAUAUACUCACUUGGUCCAGAACCCACACUUUGGUUAUUGGGCACUGUGACAAUUUUAUUGAAAUGCAUACAUCUAGUCAGCAUCAUGGGAAACCACGGUACUCUUACUAAAACUUACCAGCAGAUUUUGACCGAUGCGGAGUUGUUGUACCACCUAGGAUAUCUGAUUUUUUGUAUCCUAGGACUUAUCAUGCAUCCGUUUUUCUAUAGUGUUCUACUAUUUGAUGUUGUGUAUCGUGAAGAAACCCUAUUGAAUGUGAUCCGUUCCGUCACUAGAAAUGGUCGAUCGAUAGUUUUAACCGCAGUCUUAGCCUUAAUUCUAGUAUACAUGUUCUCUAUUAUUGGAUAUAUGUUCUUCAAGAAUGAUUUCAUAGUUAGUGUAAACAAAAAAGAUGAAACAUGUGAAACUAUAUCUGAGAUGACCGGUAAACAUUAUCAAGAAGAUGCAACCGGUAAAUAUUGCGAGCUUGUAGAUGCUGGAGAAGAAAGACAAGAGCGAGCCUGUGAUUCUUUAAGAAUGUGUAUUAUUACUACUUUGAACCAAGGUUUAAGAAAUGGAGGGGGUAUAGGUGAUAUUUUAAGAGCUCCCAGUAGUGAAGAAUCUCUAUUUGUUGCAAGAGUGGUAUAUGACUUACUGUUCUUCUUCGUCGUUAUAAUUAUUGUACUUAAUUUAAUUUUUGGUGUCAUUAUCGAUACGUUUGCGGAUUUAAGAUCUGAGAAGCAACAAAAGGAGCUGAUUUUGAAAAAUACAUGCUUCAUCUGUGGUUUGAACAGAUCGGCUUUCGACAACAAAAUCGUUAGUUUCGAAGAUCACAUCAAAUGUGAACACAACAUGUGGCACUACCUGUACUUCAUCGUUCUAAUCAAAGUCAAGGACCCUACAGAAUUCACCGGUCCUGAAAGCUACGUAUACGCUAUGGUGAAAGCCGCAAACCUAGAAUGGUUUCCGAGAUUGCGGGCCAUAUCCUUGGCAGCAGUAGAAGGAGAAGGGGAACAAAUCGAGUUCAAGAGUCUUCAAGGUCAACUACAAAAGACCGAGAUGUUGGUAACCACUCUAAGCCAGCAGCUCAUGGAGUUGAAGGACCAAAUGGCGGAACAGAGGAAACAGAAACAGCGGCUGGGGCUUCUAAGCUCCAACUCGGCUUAUUUACAGACUUCUAAUCUCAAUUAGAUUCUAGUCUUUAACCUUAAAAACUAGGGCUCUCUGUGGAUAUUUGGUAAAUAAAUAUUAGGGACAUUUUUUUUUCAAGAAAUCGUAUGGAUUUUCAUACACCUAGACCUUUAAUUAUUCUUGCCAGAUUAUAUUUCAUGCCUAUUUUUAAAUCAACAGAGACAAUUUUUGUUAACGUGUAAUGAGAUAAUCGUAUGGACUGUAUUUAUGGGAACAUAAGGCAAGUAAAUAAACAUGGUUUCAAAAGUUAUGCAUCACCCAAAAUUUUCGCUAUUAUUAACUAUUUCAGCCCGGAUAGCCCAACCGGUAGGAUGUCUGACUUCCACGCAGGUAGGCCGGGGAUCGAAUCCCAGCGCCAGCGAGAACAUCUAGACUUCUUCUUCUUCUUCCUUCUUGUAUGUAGGCUUUAAAGCCUGUUUCUUCUUCAAUAUUAGCCUACUAAAUUGUUUAAGUUAUCGCACCAUCUUUUUUUUGGUCUGCCAAUACUGCUUCGUUCAUUUGGUGACUUAUCUCGUACUAUUCGUACAUCCUCUGCCAUUCUACUAAUGCGUUCGUUCCACUCCUGUUUCCGUUUUGUCACCCAUCCGUUUAUGUCUUCUACAUCGCAUGAUCUUCUUAUAUUUUCGCUUCUCUCCCUAUCCGACAGACUUUUCCCUGAUAUUCGUCUGUUGUGUUUCCGAGUAUUUUCAUCUCUGUUGUUUCUAGUAGUCGUCUCGUUUUAGAUGUGUCAGGUCUUGUCUCCGCAGUGUAUGUCAAUAUAGGUAUAAUUGCUGCUUUAUAGAUUCUUGCUUUUGUGUCUUGUCUUAGGUGUUUGUUCUUCCAGAUUGUGUCAUUAAGAUAUCCCGCCACUUUACUUGCUUUUAAGCGUUGUUGUCGUACCUACUUCCUCUUCAACAUCCCAUAUUCCCAGAUAUCUAAACCUUGCUUCCUGUUUUAUUAUUUUCCCAUCAAUUUCGAUUUUACAUCGUAGUGGGUAUUUAGAUGUUGUCAUACAUACAUUUGGUUUUUUCUGCUGAUAUUAUCAUAUUGAAUUUCUUGGCUGUUGUAUUGAAGAUGUGUGUUAAUCUUUGGAGAUCGUCUUCUGUCUCGGCGAUUAAUGCGGCGUCAUCUGCAUAACAUAAUAUUUGGAUUUCUUCGUUCCCCAUUCUGUAACCAUGACAUUUACGUACUACUUUUAUUAUUUCGUCCAUUAUUAUAUUAAAGAGCAGUGGGCUUAACGAGUCACCUUGUCUGACUCUGCUUUGUACUGGUAUAAACUGCGUUAGUUUUCCAUUUAUCUUUGCCUGUAUUCGAUUAUGAAAGCAGGUGUUUUCGAUGGUUUGUAUUAUGUUGAUUGGUAUGUUUCUUCUAUACAGUAAAUGUAAAUGUAAGACUAGACAUUUUUAAAAAUGUCUAUAGGCUCAGGUCGACGCAGCUUGAAUAAAAUGAGUACCUUGGGUAAAACCAGGGGUAAUAAUGGGCGGUUGAAGCGUAGCACUCACCCUGUUACCUUCCUUGUCUACCGUAGCCCUAAAAAUGGCGGACUACACUGCUAUAAUCCCAAAACCGAGUUAGCGGUAUAAGACGGGAGACUAUUAUUAUUAACUAUCUUCAGAAAGUACUGUUACAGAUCAUUUUAUAAAAAAAUAUCAUAACGUUGACAGAUAUUUUUUGUUUUAAAAGAGAUUCUGUUUUUUAAUAAAUAAACAAUUUAAAACUAAACAAUUUAUUUCUAAUUAAAUGUAUUUAAUAAUUUUAAUAUCGUAUUUUUCCACCACGGGCAUCGGUGCAAGCCUGGAUUCGAAUCUAAUACUGCUAACAAGUCGAUGAAUCAUAUUUCCUGUGGCAGAUUCUCCCAUUUUUCUGUACAGGCCAUUGUAAGUCCAUGAUGGGUUCUAGGAGGAUUCCUUUGGGCAUGAACAUCUCUGGAGAGCACAUCCCUUGAAUGUGCAAUGGGGUUCAUGUCUGGAGACAUUGUAGGCUACUCCAAACGGCGAAUAACUUCUGUCUCAAGAUAGUCAUUAACCGCUUGAGUCCUAUGUGGGAAGGCGUUAUCAUUCAUAAAUACAAAAUUUUCACCCACAGCUCCUCGCUAUAUGUAAUCUCACAUGAGGCUAUAAAAUCCGCCUGCACCACUGGAGGCGGUGCAAAACAUGUCUAGGUUGUAGCUGACGAACUCUUAUUGAUCAACGACUACUCAAACCUAACUCUAAAAUUAUUCUUAUGAUUGUAGCCAACGAUACUCUGACUCCUGUAGAAUGACUGAAGUCUUUUUGGAGGGCUGGUAUAGACAUAGAAGCAUAAUCUGAUAUAUCUAUUAUUGCUCUUUGGUAACUUGGGGUGUACCAGAGCGAGCUCUAUUCUGUAUCUAAUUUGUCUCCAGAAACCUAUUUUAUAUCCAUGAGACAUCACUAUGACAAUCACCCCCUUUCUUCCACGAACCGCUGUGAAUGGCCUACUUCAACUAAAGCGACAAUUAUUCACUUCUUCACACGAAUUAAAUUACGAUUCAUUAUAGGUAAAUCACGUUUUCACAAAUUUUACCAGAAUAAAUUUUUCAAAUGUUUGCUCCUUUACAAAACCAGAUCAGUUAAAUGGGUAUUUAAAUAAAAUCAAAAACCAAAAAAGGUGUAUUUUAUAUGAAAAAGACCUAUUAUAUAAUGUGAUAAGGAUACGGAUUUAUAAAAGUGUAAAAAUCGUGAAUACGACAGAGGAUGUAUAACUUUUGAAACUAUGUGUAUAUUGGGCCAGGGUAAUAAGGCAAAACUAUACCCUGUUCGUGACACUUCAAUAGCCAGAGCACUGAAGCGUUUUUUCGAAAGGUAAUACCUAUAAGAGCAAAUUGUAACUAUUUCCUGCGUAGGAUCUGGAGGCCAUUUUUAUGUGUAAACAAUUUAGUAUCAAGAAACGACCUUUUUUUUCCUUUUUUUUUCAAAUCAAUGGAAAACACUGAAACUUAUGGUUGUUUUAGUACAAAUAUCUUCGAGAGCAUGGAAAAAGCUUUAAAAUGGUGUAUUAUAAAGGUUGAUAUACUCAUUUAUUGUUAAUAUAUUGAGAAAAAAGGUCGAAAUUGCAAAAAAAAUAAUUUCGCAAUAACUAUUGUAAAAAUUAGUAUAUAGCUUUGAAUUUUUUGUCAAAUGAGGAUUAUUUGGUGCUUAAUAAGUGACAAAAAUUUUAAAGCGGUUCAGUCAGUUGUUUAAAUUUUAUUCAAAUUUAUUGUUUAUCCCAGAGAGCAGAAUUAUUUUUUGCAAUAACAUAAGUCAGAAAAAAAUAAUGUUCAAACCAUUAUACAGGUGUCAAAUGAAAGAGCAUGAGCGAAACUUUCAAACUGGUUUAAAAAAAAGUGAACUAAAAUGCAUGUAUUAGUAAUAAGUAAUUGUGCAAAAGUAUCGUCAAUUUUUCCUUAUAAACUUUUUGAAUAACGUUUUUCAAAAAAAUCUAUUUUUUUACCGUGUUUUAGGUGCACAACUACCAAGUAAUGUUAUGUAUAUAAUAAAUGAUAAAAAAUUGUAAUAAAUAUGUAUAAUUUAUUAUAUAAAAAAAAUAAAAAGUGUAUAAGGAAAAAUUGACGAUACUUUUGCAUAAUUAUUUAUUACUAAUAAAUGCAUUUUUAAUUCGCUUUUUUUAAACCAAUAAAUAUGAAAGUUUAGCUCAUGCUCUUUCAUUUGCCACCUGUAUAAUGGUUGUAACAUUAUUUAUUUCUGACUUAUUGCAAAAUAAAUAUGCUCUCUGGGAUAAAUAAUUUGAAUAAAAUUUAAACAAUUUAAUGAAUCGCUUUGAAAUAAUUUUGUUACAUAUUAACACAUUCACGGUCAUGACUGCAUAUGAAGUCAUUUACUUCAUAAGAAUACGUGUAUACAAUGACAGCGUGUCCGUGAAUGCGUUAAGCACCAAAGAACACUCAUUUGACAAAAAUUUCAAAGCUGUACACUAGUUUUUACAAUGGUUCUUGCGAAAUUAGUUUUUGUGCAAUUUCGUCCUUUUUUCACAAUUAUAUUAACAAUAAAUGAGUAUAUCAACCUUUAUGAUAUGCCAUUUAAAGCUUUUUACAUGCUCUCGAAGAUCUUUGUAUUAAAAAACCAUAAGUUUCACUGUUUUCCAUUGAUUUGAAAAAAGGAAAGGCUGUUUUGACACUAAAUUGUUUAUAAAUAAAAAUAGCCGCCAGAUCCUGCGCAGGAAAUAACCACAAUUUUUUCCUAUAGGUAUUACCUGUCGAAAAAACGCUUCAGUACCCUGGCUGUGGAAGUGUCAUGAAAAAAAACCUUAUUGCCCUGAACUAUAUUCGUCACCUACUUCCUUGAACCAUUUAUGUACACUUUACUACCAGAUAAGUGAUCGUAAAAAAGUAUAAACCCCUUUUUAUGUUUCUGUUAGUUUCUGUUAGUUUUAGAAUCCGAUUGACUAGUUUCUGUUAGUCAAGAUCAUUUUAAUAUCCAAUUUGUUUUUUGUAUUUUCAAGCAAUCAAUAUAAAUCAAUAAAUUAAAUUCAUCAAUAAAUUCAAAUCAAUAAAAUCGAUAAAUUUUCAACAUUCCUAGCUUACCAUUACUCCGUGGGAAAGAAUAAAGAAUGAUGAAAUGUGAACUACAAAUUCUCAUGUUUGAUUAAAUUUGUUAAACUAAUAUUUUUUAUAAAUAUCUACAACUUAGCCUAGUAGGAAAAUAGAUUUUUCAAUGCUCAAACUUCGAACUUAGGAGAUGUAGAAUAGUUUCCUAGCCAAAAUAUUCGAUUAUUUCCAAGACUUUUGGGCCAUUUGUUUUUAUUUUUGAUUUCGAUCUCUGGGUUCUGCUGCAGUUCUUAAUCUCGUCCCCGAUAUUGCACAAUUUAGUGUGGAGCAGUUCCUAUCGAUCGAAAAAAUUAGUUUUUAAUAGUUUUAAAGUUCCCAGUGAUAAUUAUUUUAAUAAAAAUUAUUAUUUUAUUCUAGUACAUAACUGAUUGUCAUAUAUAUUCACUGUUUUUUGUUGAGAAGUGUUAUUUAUGUGCGGCGAAAACGGCGGCUUCGUUGGAAAAAUAUUCCCAUGAGAUUUUUUGCAUAAUCACAUUCGUGAGACACCCCAGAAUAAGGUUCAAGAAGUCGCCCACGUCAAAAGUGGUCCCAAUUUGUUUAAACAAUUUUUUAAAACAAAUUGCAAAAAUCAGUUUUUUUGACCCGGGCGAUUUUUUAAGGUUUUUUGGACCAUUUUGAACAAAUAAAAAACUGUUGUAAUUUUUCUCUAAUGUUGAUCGUUUUCGGGUUACAUACAGUAAAACCUGCGUUAACCGAAAUAAUUGGAGGGUAGGCCAGUGCCGUUUUAUCCAUUGGGCGCUUGGGGCCCAGAAGCCCGGGCCCCGGAGGGGCCCGUAGGGACCCUUCCUUUUAUUAAUAAUAAAUUAAAGUCCGCUAAAUAAUCGAGGACCAUAUUUUUUUAAAUAGAGAGAAACACUACGAAAUACGUGCGAUUUCGAUAUGGUCUGAUUUUAAGACUGAUAAAUAAGAACUGUGACAACUUUUAAACCAAAGAGCGAUUCCUUAGAAAAUUGUAAAAAAAAUGUAUGAAGCUGGAGACAAAGCUUAUUAUAGAAGAUUAAAUGAAAGCAACUCUUAUAGAGUAAAACCCAAUGGAGGCAAAGAGAAGUGUUAAAGCUGUUUAUUGUUACCCGUGCAAAUUAUUUUCAAUUGAAAAAAAUAGUUUAACUGAUUUUGGAUAUAUUUUACUCACUGGAAAUAGUUGAAUAGUUUACUCAAAUCUCACGAAGAAAGUAAAUUUCAUCUGAACUCUAUGGUUACAUUAAUAACAAGAUCAUCAGUUGGAGUUAGAUGGAUCAUCAGUUAAAUUGGAGUUAUAGACGCUGGCUUGAAAGAGCAAGUAGAACACGAAGCUGACUAUUGAUUAAAGGUCCUAAGAAGAAUUGUUGUCGCUAUUUAAUUACUUGCUCCUCAAGGUGUAGCUUUUCGUUGAUCCCAUGAGAAUUUAACGAGUCGUCAUGAGGAAAAUUACUUAAGUUGUCUUGUAUACUUUGCUUUUGACAACUUCUUAGCUCAGCAUUUACAGCGGAAUGCGAAUAAAAAAAGGUUCAGUUAGCUAUCUGUCUGACCAAACUUGCAAUGAAUUUCUGGAAGCGAUGAAAACAAAACAUGUAGAAACUUUUUACGCUGUAAAUGCUUUACUUAAAAACUACGGAUCCAUCAAACAUAUUUUUCCAGUUCAGCAAUUAUAGAGACAAAAAAUCAGCAGUUAGAAGUGAUGCCAAGACACUGCAUAAUAAAUGGAUACCUUUGAGACAGGUUAACUUGGAUACUCUAUUGACACUGAUUUGGGCAAGGAUUUUAAAACGAGUGAAUUCAACAAGCAAAAAGAAGUGGAGCAACUGAAUUUUGAUAGUAUUAAUAAGGCAGUUUGCUAAUGCCUAUUAGUCAAGAAAAAAAGUGAGCAAAUUUUUGUGUUAUAUAUUUUUUAGAAUAUGUUUUUUUGUUUGUCAUGUGUUGUUCUGUAUAACUUUCUGUUUUUUUUUUAUAUUUUUAAAUGUAUUUUUUGGAAUAUUUUUUACGUUUGCUAUUUUUCUCGUUUGUUUUAAAAAUCUUUUUUAAAAGUUUUAAAAAUGUAUGGGUUUUACAAUAAACGUUUCUGGUUAAUGCAGGUUAAUGCAUGUAUUUUUUUGUUAAAAAAAUUGACAACGAAUAGCAAUGAAGGGGGCCCCUAAAUCUCUAGUACCCAGGGCCCGAAGUUAGGUUAAACCGGCACUGAGGUAGGCCGUUUCGGAUAACAAAAGUUUCGGUUAAAAAUAUCAUUGUUUUUUGUAUUCUUCUUGUAUCAAAUUACAUGGUAUUCUUGGUCAAAGUUGGUAUUAAAAAAUAGUAUGAGGUGAUUUCAUAAUGUGUUCUAUAUUUAAUUGCGUUCUUUAUUUGUAUAAAAGCAAUGUUGACCAUGUUGACAAAUUAACAUCGAAUUGUUUCCAUUUUACGAUAAAAAUGUUCUUUUAUUGACGAAAUUAUAGAAACUAUCAGCCGUUUCGGUUAAACGAUGUUUCGUUUAAAAAGGUUUCGGUUAACGGAGGUUUUACUGUAUAAGCAAUUUAAAAUUGAAAAAAAAAAAAUGAAAAAUGGCGAUUUUCAAGGCCCAAAAGCACCAGUAAAAGAUAUUAUUUUUGAGCUUGCCUAAAUUAAAGUUCAAACUUUCUUGUAUCCUUUCUCGAUGAGUAUUUUGGGCUUAUUUUAGUUUAAACUAUUGUUUUUUAAUUGUUAAUGUAGCGCUUAUGACAGGGCGGGCGCUCAUGCUGUCGCGCGUCUGAACUAUAUUAUAUUGUGUAGCUCGGGCGUUCUCGGCGCUUUUUUAUAUAUACAUACGUUUUUGGCAACCGUGUUUUUUAGUUUUUAUAAAUCAAUAUUAUUUUUAAUGUUUGUUAUAAUUUUUGAAGGUGUAAAUAACAAUUAAAAAAUUAAUAAAGCGUACGAAAAUAUGUACUAUUUUAGGAGUUGUUAAAUAUUUUGCAUAUUAUGGGUUAUGGGCAACACUGCUAACAUUAUAAUUACGUAUUUUUUAUGGGAAAUAAGCCACAAUUUUACUAAAAAAUGAAUUUAUUUUUUAGUAAAAUUGUGGCUUAUUUCCCAUAAAAAAUACGUAAUUAUAAAAAUGCCACAAGGAAAUAGCUUCAGAACAACUGCUAACAUUAUUAAGUCGAGUUGAUUCAUAUACAGUAUACACCGCAAAAAAAGCAGGGACCUGUUGCAUCGUACAGGUUUAAUGCAGGUCAGGCUCGUAAACUAUAACUAAAUAAUUAAGUAUUCUAUUUUUGAUAUCGGCAUUUUUGCAUUCAAAUUAUAAUUUAAAAUUUUAAUCUUAAAAAUUACUAAAUUUAAUUUUAAUCUUAAAAAUUUUUAGAUCUCAAUGAUAAAAACUAAAAAAAUUAAUUUUGCUGCACAUUUGUAAAAUUUCGAACGCUUUAUUAAUUUUUUAAUUGUUAUUUAUACCUUCAAAAAUUAUAAUAAACAUAAAAAAAUCAUAUUGAUUUAUAAAAACUAAAAAACAUACAUAUAUGUAACAAGUAUAAAAAAACGCCGAGAACGCCCGAGCUACAUAAUAUAAUAUAGUCCAGACGCGCGACAGCCCGAGCGCCCGCCCUGUCAUAAGCGCUGCAUUAACAAUUAAAAAACAGUAGUUGAAAAUAAAAUAAGCCCAAAAUACUCAUCGGGAACGGAUACAAGGAGGUUUGAACUUUAAUUUAGGCACUUGGUAACCUCAAAAAUAAUAUUUUUUGCUGGUGCUUUUGGGCCUUGAAAAUCGCCAUUUUUCGUUUUUUUCAAUUUUAAAUUGCUUAUAACUCGAAAACGAUAAACUUUAGAGAAAAAUUACAAGAUACCUUUUUUGUUCAGAAUGGUCCAAUAAAUCUAAAAAAAAAAUGUCCGGGCCGAAAAUGUUGAUUUUUGCAAUUUGUUAAAAAAAUUGUUUAAACAAAUUGGGACCACUUUUCGCGUGGGCGACUUCUUGAACCUUAUUCUUGGGUGUCUCACGAAUGUGAUUAUGCAAAGAAAUCUCAUGGGAAUAUUUUUUCCAACGAAGCCGUCGUUUUCGCCUUGUCUAUAUAUCUUAUAUCGAAUGUUACACAGCGUAAUUAAGUAUAGUUUAAGUAGGGAUUUUUAGUGGGAUGAAUAAAAAAAUAUAUGGUAUGACUUGCUUGUUUUCUUGGAAUUAAAAAGGAGGUAUUGCUAAGCAAUUAAGUUCUUUUUAAAAAUCUUCGUAAAUGGUGUGUCACAAGAGGUAUAUUUAUAUCAAAAAAUACCCUUUCGAGUAACAUCGCAGAAUGUUUUGGGAAUAAUAAUUCCAUCAUCAAUGUUCUUUACAGGUAUACAUGCUUUGAUCCACCAAAAUAUCUGAGUGAAAUGUUAUAACUUGUUAUAAAGUAAAAUUUUUAUAUAAAAUAAUGUGAUGUUUAAACUCUUCCUUGAUUACCUAUACAUUAGGACAACGUAGGACUUCCCCCGCACUGUGGGCUGCGGGUCCUGAGAUUAGAACCUCUCAAUACGGACUGUACAUAGCAAGUGUUGCUAUCAACUAUUUGAAACUAGAUGAUAGAAUAACAGGAAACCAACUGGGAUCUAGAAAAGGCUUUGGCACUAUUAGAGGCAUUAUUUACUAUAAAAACACUCAUAGAACGGUGUCGAGAUGUCAACUGUGACGUAUACAUAAUAUGUCUAGUUGACUUUGAGAGAGCUUUCGACAAAAUACAACACAGAAGGCUUGCAAACAUAUUAAGGAAAACAGAAAUAGAUUAUCAGGAUGUGAGAAUCAUUACCAAUUUAUAACGAUAUCAGAAAGUCAUAAUACGAGAGAGUAGAACCAACAAAAAUCUAAAGACAUACCUAUAAGAAGGGGAGUACGACAAGGCUGUGUACUAUCCUCUCUUCUUUUUAAUAUUGUACAGGAUUGAUAUUAGCAUCCAAAAAAUAAGUAGUCCAUAUCGAUUUAAUUUUUAAAAGUCUCAAAAAAAUAUUAUUUACAUGUACUGUUUACAUUACGUAAAUGGGUGACAUUGCUUCAGCAAUGUAUGCCACUCGUUUUGAAAACAACGGAGUCAGCAAUUAUGUACUAUUAGUAAUUCACGGUCACAUUCAAGUAUGAAAUCAUAACAAACAAUUGGGAUUUAUUUAUAGAUACGUAGAAAGUAAAGAAAGAUAUUCAUUAUUGAGAAACCGACGUGGUUAGAGUAGGGACAUUAUCCAUCCCGACACCAACUAGUUACUGUUGUGUUUAGUGUUCUAAAUAAAUAUCUUUCGGUAAUUAGUGUUUCAACUAAAUCAACCCCAUCAUCGGGAGUAACAACCCCCAAUACCAAGAUAAUAUGUGCUCAGAAGAGAUGUUUAAAGAGGUAGAAAACAUCAAUGAAGGCAUUUCAAUUAAUGGAACACUAGUGAAUAAUCACAGAUAUGCAGAAGAUACAAUACUCCUUGUGGACAUCAAGGAAAUAGAGGACCGUGAAAACAACACACGUCUUGGUUGAAAAAUUGAAAGCAGUGGAGUAAAAACAACAAUAUAACUCUUCAGAACUGUCGCAGAUAGAGUAAAAUGAGCCAUUAUGAUCGCUAAUGUCCGUAAAGGAUGAGGCAUACGAAGAAGAAGAAUUACUUAAUAUGUACUCAAUUGCUCUCGGCAAAUUUUUAUGUUUAUUAUUUACCGAAAUACGUACGUAAGUCACUAAUAGAUACUUGGUAUAUUAAUAAAAUAUCGUUCUGGAAAAAUUUUCUUGUGGCAUUUCUAUGUCUUCGUCUUCUUCUUCUUUUUUUCUUCUCUGUUUGGUUUUUCAAUGUGCUUCCAAGUAGUUGUCAUUCCAUUGUUUUCGUGGUCUUCUGGUCUUCCCACUGAUCGUCUUCCUUUUGGGGAACCGUCUCUCGCCGUUCUUGCUUCUCCUUUUCUUCUUCUUUUCUCUUCUCUUUCUGGCUUUUCAAUGUGCUUCCAGUAAGUUGUCAUUCCAUCGUUUUCGUGGUCUUCUGGUCUUCCCACUUAUCGUCUUCCUAUUGGGGAACCGUCUCUCGCCGUCCUUACUACUCUAUUUGUUAUAAUUCGGCCUAUGUGGUCAUUCUAUUCUACUCUUGUUUUUACACAGUUAUUAAUACUUAUUUAAUGCUUACAAAUUAAUACAUACUUACAACUCCGUCGUAUAUCUGCACUUCUAGCUCUGUCCCGUAGUGUCUUACCAUCGAUUUUUCGAAAGGUUUUCAUCUCUUGUGGCAUUUUUAUAUUACAUAUAUAUAUAUAUAUAUAUAUAUAUAUAUAUAUAUAUAUAUAUAUAUAUAUAUAUAUAUAUAUAAUCGGUUUAUAACGUUCUACGACGUCUUCCGAUUCCCAAUCGCCAUUGCUCUCGAUCGUAGCACAUGUCUUCGUUCAAGCCUCUUUCUCCGAUUUCCCUAUGGAUUCCUUCUAUCCAGCUUUUCCUAGGUCUUCCUCUCUUCCGCCGUCCUUUUGGUGCCCAUCGUAGCACUUGCUUGGGUAAUCUGUAAAUUUUUAUAUUACAUACCUACUAUAAAUGAAACAUUUAAAUUGAAAAUGCGGGAGAUUUGUUUAAAACACGCGAGACCAGAAUAUUAAAAAAUAUAAAGUAUUUUCAAUUAAAAUUAUAGUUUAUUCCUAUUUAAUAUAGAACGUGAUCUGCCUCACAUAUACCUAUAAAUAUAGCCUUAUCACCUGAAUUUUCCAAGAAACCAACAAAAUUUAUUCAAUAAUGAAAAUUUUUUUAUUCGACCAAAAUUUGCUGGAAUAAUGGAUAAACUUUUGGACACGUAUGAGUAAUAAUUUCGUGAAAUAUUCGAUAUAAAUGUAUAAAUUAUAUCUGUAAUUAAAUAUACUUUAAUAGUCUCUUUGUUAAAUCUCAUAAACUAGAUCUGUUGUAUAACUUUUCUACAUUUAGUAGUUAUAAAAUAUUUAAUGUUAAAACAAUUUUAAAGAAUGAAAAGAAAAAAACGAAAACUUAUAUUUAAUGUUAAAUGUUUCAGUAAGUUUAAAUUGCUCGAAUUGAAUGGUCCUUAAUAUUGCACAUACAAGGUGAUUCAUUAGUGUGAUAAAGCUCAGUAGAUCCGUUACAGUAAUAGAUAGCGUAAUAACAGUUAAUGACAAAAAUUGUAGCCAACUCUGAGAUUCAUAUUACAAAAUUAGUAAGAAUGUUACAGGGUGUUCGAUAACAUAUUGGCAGACCAAACAUAUGUUUGUUUAAAUGGAACACCCUAUAUUUUAUUUUAUAUUUAUAUUCGAAAUCUUCUUAACUUUCCCAUCACAAAAAUUUAAAGGUUUGUUAUGUUAUACAGGCACGGGCGCCCAUAUACAAAUUUUCAGAGGGGGGACAGACGUGAAGAUGUUGCACAUUAUAUUUUGUAUACUUUGGAUAACCAUAUAUAGUUUACAGCACCCGAAAAGUAAGGGAGGGCCACGGUCUCCCCUGCCCAUGGAUACGGGCCCUAUGUAUACAGCGUAUUUACAAAGUUAUAAGCAAUUUUCUAUGAAAAUAGUAACAAGUUCAACUUCCUGUAUAAAUAAAACCAAUAAACACAACAGCAAUGGUUUCUUGGUGCCAUAUUUUUUUAAGUUUCAAAAGGUUUCAAAAUUUUUAAGAACGGUUGCUAAUUUUCAUUGUAUCAAAUACAGGGCGAGUCAAACGCAAGUACAUCAUUUUCUCAGUAAUUUUAAAUGGACCACCCUAUAUUUUAUGUCAAUAUCGAAAAGUACCAUUACCGUACUUUAUAUAAUAUUCCCUAUGUCUAAAUUUAUUAGUGUUCGAGAUAUUUUCAUUUUUCAGAGCAAAUUAUUAAUUAGGAGUCUAAAUUUUUCCAAAUCGUAAGUAAGCCAUGGCUGAAUUGUCUAAAACUAACAAUUUACGAUUACUAAUUAUCAAUUCGGUAAUCAAUCUAAUAAUGUAGCAAAUAAAAAAAAUAAUUUAUUAGUAAUAAAUUUUAAAAAAACAAACACAAAAUACAAAAUUUUUGAAACAAUUAAAAGCUACUUUUAAAUGAGGCCCUUAGAACACAAGAUAAGUGACCCCUUAAAUUUUAGAAAAUUGGGUUUUAAAUACAAAAAUGGACUCCCAAACACAUUGAAAACAUGGUGGCUUUAAACUUUCUACAUAAACUAACAAUAAAAUGACCAAAAAUGACAUGUCAUUGAAAACAUGCUAAGUACUUAAAAAAACAUAAUUUUGGUCUGCCACUAUGUUAUCGAACACCCUGUAAUAUUUUAACUAAUUUUGUAAUGUGAAGCUCAAAGUUAGCUACAAUUUUUGUUAUUUCCUUUUUGGCUCUCUAUUACUAUAGCGGAUCUAUUGAGUUUUAGCACACUAAUUAAUCAUCCUGUAUAUAUCGUUUUACAAAAUUACCUGAAACCGUUGAUUGAAUAUCUCAAUCAACGCUGAAACAUAUACAUAGUUAAUAACGAACUGUGAUUUUAAAGCAACCUAAACCAGAUGACUAUUUUAGGAACAUUGUUUUUUUUUCGGUUUUCGAAUUUUCUCGCAUGUCCAAAUAGUUCUAAACGUUUUUUUUUUAUUUGCAUAAUAAUAUUAAGGACCAUUUUGUCAAAAGUAAAUGUCAAUAGUUGUUGUUGGAAAUUUGAAUUCGUUACUUCAUGGAAUACAACUUUUGUUAAAUUUGUGUUCUGCGUUGUGGUUUAAGGGUAUUUAAGCAAUAGUUUUUUUUUAGAAAUGUUUGUUGUACUUUGAAUCUUCUGUAAAACGUUUAUCUUCAAUAUAUUUCUAUAUUACGUUGAA